This is a messenger RNA of Fragaria vesca subsp. vesca, 886 nucleotides long. Its product is annotated as 23.6 kDa heat shock protein, mitochondrial-like. Lineage: Eukaryota; Viridiplantae; Streptophyta; Magnoliopsida; Rosales; Rosaceae. The transcript has a single exon. The coding region runs from base 46 to 645 and encodes 199 amino acids. The record is from RefSeq and is a predicted model, not a curated record.
AAAGAAAUCUCUCACACUAUUUCCAAGCUCGCUUCUCACCUUUCAAUGGUUUCCUCCCUAGCUCUCCGGCGACUCCUCUCCUCCACUCUCCUCCCCAAAUCCUCCUCCGCCUUUCCCUCAAUCCCCGCCGCCAGGCUCUUCACCACCAACGCCACCCGCCGCUACGACUCCGACGACAGCGACGAAACCGACGUCGACUCCUACCGCCGCCCCCUCCCGCUCCGCCGCAACAACUUCUUCUCCGACGUGUUUGCUCCGUCGCCGUUCUCGGCGGGCCGGAACCUGAGCCAGGUGCUGAAUAUGGUGGACCAGAUCUCAGAGAAUCCCUUCCUCUCCGCCACGCGCCGAGGCUGGGACGCGCGUGAGACGGAGGAGGGUUUGCAUCUAAGGUUUGACAUGCCGGGGCUGGGGAAAGAGGACGUGAAGGUUUCGGUGGAGAAGGACAUUUUGGUGAUUAGAGGCGAAGGGGGACACGUGGAAGGAGAAGAGGAGCCGAGGAGGUACUCGACGGGGAUUCAGCUGCCGGAGAAGGUGUUUAAGACGGACGGCGUCAAGGCGGAGAUGAAGAACGGCGUGCUCAAGGUGGUUGUGCCGAAGAUUAAGGAGGAGGAGAGGAGUGAUGUGUUUCACGUGAGGGUUGAGUAGUGUUUAGGGGUCUGUACUACGUCGUUUUGAGGGUGUGUGAAUAAUUGUUGACUUUUGUUUUUGUUUUUGUUUUGUUAGCGAUGAGUUUUGACUCAGUUUGUUUUCCAAAGUCUCGUUGCCCAAAAAAGGGUUAAUUAAAAAUUCCAGGUUAUUUUAAUUUCAAAUAGAAAACAACUCCUAUCAAAGUUACAGGUUGUUUUCAUGAAUGAAUUAUGUGGGCCUUAAGCCUUGGGCCUUGGCU